Messenger RNA from Lachancea meyersii CBS 8951, 4863 nucleotides. The record is from the annotation of a GenBank genome assembly. NCBI's taxonomy places the organism in Eukaryota, Fungi, Ascomycota, Saccharomycetes, Saccharomycetales, Saccharomycetaceae.
AUGGACCAGAAAGCGGGGAAUCUUCACAACAAUGCCAGAGCACUUGAUGUGUUGGAAAAACACAUUUCUCAGCAAAAUAAACGCGCUAAAACUAACAAUUAUGGUGCGUUGUCAUCCAUGUGGCAAACAAUAUCGGAGUCGUCACGGCUGGUAGCGUCUCCGAAUAAGGCUCAUCUGCGGACAAACGAAAUCUCUCUGCCCAGGAAAGUCGAUAAAAGUAUAUCAAUGGGCUAUGUCGCUUCCUUAGACACAUCUGAAACUCCACAUCUACGAUCCUCGCCAUUGAGAAAAAGCGUGGCAUUUUCGGACAAACUCGAGUCUUCUCCACCGGCAGAGCUGCUAGACUCUAGUCCGCGCCAUUCCCCUUAUGCGAGACCUUCGAAACCUAUUUUAAAGCUCUCUAGCUCGCCCGUGCGCAUGAAGGUCAGCCCUCGUCGUUCUCGGCCCGGGUCCAAGAGAGCGCUCAGCGAACACUUUGAUCUAGACACGACCGAGAACAAAGAGUUCAACCCUUUGAGUAUCGAUUUCUGGGUGUGUGGCGAAGUACACAGCCUUUACAAUAUCAACAGUGUCACAGAAUUCAAGGCCAUAUUGACUGGGGGCCUUUACUUCCUUUCCAGUGCAACUCCUGCUGCUCAAAAACGAUUCUUUGAGUUUUACGCGACUUUCAACAACAUUGUGCCCGUUUACACGAGCCAAAACGACUCUGAAGUUAAGGACAAAAAGAACUCAAUAAUCAUAAAAAAUAUUGACCUGAUCUUAUCGACGGCAAUACCACAUUUGACCGAGUACCAGUCCACUUUAUUGAAAGCCCACAGAAAAGAUCCUUUUGUUUCGAGGACCUACGUUCAAAUCGUGCGCUUUUUGACUACAUUGUUCUCGAAUUUCAAAUUGAUAAAAGCCUGUGAUGGUAAUAAGCGCUUUUUAACUUCACUCCAGAAAGUUGUUCAGUGUUGCAUUGAGACAAUGCGCCAUCCAUAUUCGAACAAAGUAAUGAUCACGGCACAGCUGGCUUUUCUGCGCGAUGAGCAAUGUGGCUUGCAGAGAAUGACCGCCCCGAACGUCUCAGCUGUUAUCGAAGCAAUGACUCAAAUGAAGAGAAUUGAUAGCACAAAUUUGGUUUGCGAAAAGCUUCUUUUACUGAAACACUUCCUUGCAAAAUACACAGAUAUUAUGCUGGAGACGGUGUAUAUGUGGCUGCCGUCGGAGGUUCUAUCGAGACUGCUUGUUGACGGAUAUUUAUACUCCUCCAAGAUAACUAGCAGCUGUAUUUCGAUACUUCUCGACCUUCUCAAAAAAUGUUUAACUGACAGUACACAUCACAACGUGCUCGCUGUACUCAAGCAACCAGUAAGAGAUCUGCCCUUUGAUUCUGAAGACAAAUCUUCAAAAAGCAGCACAGUCGCCAAUACAGAUUCGAUUGUCGCGCAGCGACUUUUGGACCGUGUUGAGUUUCUGAUAACUGAAAAGGAUGAACCUAAGCUGGCUUUUGAUCUCUGGCUUGCUGCUGUGGGACUUCUUUUCAAUUCUGAUACUGAGCUUGUAGAUCUUUGUUCUGAUCCUGUGGAUCAGUGGUUGGAGCUAAACCUAAAAUACCAAAACGCGGGCGUCGAAGGUGUUUCGGGUUUGGCACUACGGUCGUGGAGAAUAGUAACUUACGUGAUAGGCACGAAAAGUUUGCCGGCAUCAACAAAUGGAGACGCCGGACACUUAACAAUGCUUCUCGAGCCUUUUACUUGUAUGCGCAAUGCAAGGGACACCGACUACGAGGAAGCUUGUUUCAUUUUGCGUGGGAUUUUGUAUUUGGCGCUCUGUAACCAUAAACCCAAUGUUUUCAGUUACAAUUUCAGGAAUAUCAUUAUACCAUUUCUAUCGGAACAGUUUGAUUCUUGCCCACUUGAGCUUCGCACGUAUGCUUUGGACAUACUCAACUUUUUAUUUCAACCACAGAAAAGCAAGAAGGGUCAUCAGAAAGACUUCAAUCCUUUGAAAGUGGUAGCAUCCCAGGGAGUGCAGGUAGAUGACUUUCUCCCGUUCUCCUCUCAGAUUUAUGGCCUCCACUGGCAUAUGUUAUUCGAAAUGGCACUUAAAUUACAAACGGGGUCUGAUACUAGCAUGCGCGAAAGCUCAUUCGAAUUUUUGACACUGACGAUUAAAAAUGUACCUCCCUCACUUGUAUCCCACGAGGUCAUGAAUUUCAGCAUGAACGCCCUAUCUGAGGCAUUGUUGUGUUCGCUUUCGAAUGUGCGCCGUCGCGUCAUUCAGGCCUUAACUUGCUGUAUAAUAGGCUUUCACAGCAAUUUGUGGACCUUCAGCGAAAAGAACUCCCGGCUAGAAGCUGCAGUAAGGAAAGUUGUAAAAGAUAGCAGCUUGAGUUACUUAGAAAUUUUAAAAGCCGUCACCGAAACAACAAAAAACUUUGUACCCGAUGUACAAGUUUACAACUACUUUAUGAGAUUCGAUGAUAGCCCCGUCGAAUCAUAUAUUUCCAACUAUGUCUGCUCCAAGAUACGCUCUGCAGAGAUGUCUCAAGAUACCUUCAUUGCCCUGCUAAGUAUCGCAGAUAAGAUCUCCAGUAGAGAUAUAGCGAAAAGUGUCAUGGACUCCUGUAACAAAGUAAUACGGGAUUCGGGAAACGACGAGCAUCACCUCAUGGUCUCUUGCGACAUUGCAACUCUGUCUAAAUACUUGCGAUUGCGUCUAAGCUUACAAGAACACCCCAUCCACCCCAAAUUCGCAUCACAAUUUGGCUUAACAAUAAAGAAGCAUAAUCAAGUUAAGUUUUGUCUACACAAAAUACUUGAUCACAGAUACUAUUCCACAUUGGUUUUGCAAGCAAUAAUUUUCGAAAGCAGUGAGACAACAGUCAUUUCGAGAGACUCUCUCGAAGCAUGGGUGCCAGUGAUCUCCAAGUUCCCGAUGGAUGAGUUCCAGGCCGUGUUGGAACAUUUCGACCUUUUGGCUCUUGACUUUGAGCUGUCAUUUCUAUUGCGAGCUUUGAAAUGCGAAGCCUCUGAAGACAUGAAAAUCUCUACCCAGAUUAUGGAGAGUUUAAAGUUUUCAGACUCUGGGCGGCACAAACUUACCGCGCACUCACAAAAUCUUCAACUUCAAGUCUUGAAUGAUUGUUGUACCAAUGGAUAUGUCAAACUUUUGAAUAAAGCUUUGAGAAAGUUCAUGACUUUGGAAACGGUUUCUUCUUUGAUGAAACAUUGGUGCGAGGAUUCAGGUCAAUAUUCCUCAGAAAUAGAUGCGGAAACUUUGGUUCUUCUGAUAGAUUGCAUGGAACAGGGUGGUGACCUACUCAAUGCACUCAAAGCUCGCCUGAGGACAGAGUCUUGUAACUUUGGCCUAAGUGCCAUCGAAGCGGCUUUGAAAUUCAAAAAGCAUAAUAUAAUAACAGAGUGCAAAGAAGAGAUUACACACUUGCUUCUCGAUUGUCGAGGCCAGCUCAAAAACAAUGAAAAUCGUGCGAUGGACGCGCUUAGAGAGACCCUAACUCUGCUCACUGCACCAGGAAAUGAGUCUCUAGAUGCCGUGCUGCAGGAGCUUUAUUUAACAUUGCCGGCGAAGAAAGGGACUUUAGCGUACGAGCAGCUGUCUAUUGUGUGCUCUGCCGAGAAUCUCGAAAGCAAGGAACUAAAGAUCAUUCGAGAGCGGCUCGCCGCUGGAUCUUUUGAUCUUAGCUUAGAAUCCGUUGAUGUGUCGGGCACUAAAGCUAAAUGCUCACGGCAGUAUCGAUUCAAGGCUAUACCGACAAAACCACCAGUUCGAACCCUCAGGGCUCGAGAAGCGGCAUCAGAGAGAGAGACCCCCAAUCAAGAUAACUUUUCUGAGACUAUUGUCACCCCUAAAGCUAAUUGUGACGUCGGCAAUGAAAACGGUUCUGUGACAGAACAAAAAACAAAAAGAAGGAACUUUCAAGAGAUAAUUAAAGCAGAAUCUCAGUCGCCACUCGUAAAACUCGAUGAACGCAACAGUCACAUAAAAACAACCCGCUCGUUGCACCAGGAUCACGAGCCAAGACUGGGCAAGACUGACCACCUUUCACGUUUGCUGUCAGCUGUCGACACCACAAGCGAUGUUGCUCAAGUUGAACGGCACAAUGCCACAAAUUACACAAGUGCUACUGAUGCCAAGGAGCCUGUGGGCCGUGAAAACUUGGGGAAAAAUCAAUGUAUGUCUGCCGAUCAGCAAGACGAUGGCCUUACUAGCACAAGCCAAAUGCUGACCAUGAAAUACCGAGAGGCCGAGGGCUGUUCAAAUUUAGAUGGUACCGGUGCAUCGCUAACGACUAGCGCCGCGGAAUCCCCUUCAACGCGUUUUGCUGUCGAAAGUGGUUUUGCGCCGCCAGAUGAGUGUACACUCCGAAAAACUAAAAGCUGUUGUGUGUCUCAAUCUAAAAUGAGGUCUCUCGAGGCUAAAGUUGAAGGGGCCCUUCCGGUACAAGUCGAUAAUGAAAAGCAUAAAGAAGAAUUUCCUGGUGAAUUGAAACUCCCCAUAUUCAACUCCGGUAAAGCCAAGGAAGCUUCGGUUGUUUACAGGCCUGUGCCAGAAAAUCCUCAAGCUGCCCUGAAAUUUCAAAACAAAAACAGCACUGCAGCGGAUACUGGCGAUGGAAAUCGUUCAAAUCCUUACGAAGUGUAUGAUGCAGAAAACAAUAAGUUCUCUGUUUUGGAUAGCCGUUCGGGCUUAGAUAGACAGACAAGAAUGAUAAUCAAAAUCAUCAAACAAUUUGGAAAGAACGAGUUCAGUCAGUUAACAGAAGCUCAGAAGACAUACCUAAGAAAUGCAGUCGUAAAAUUUGUUGCCAAACUGGACGUCAAUCCUUCGGACGAACAUAAGAUUAAUGAAGAAAUCUAG